AUGGCGUUGAAGGGGUGGAUUGAGGGGGACGAGAGUGCGGAUGAAAUGUUAUCUCGCCUUCUAACUGAAGGCUCACCCUUCUUUUUUCUUCCUCCGCUUCACCGGCUUCCUCUCCGAGUCGGCAAUGUUCUUGAGCUCGUUGGCCCCUCUACAUCUGCCAAAACCCAAAUCCUUAUUCAGGCUGCAAUCAGUUGCAUUCUUCCUAAAGAGUGGAAUGGGGUGCACUAUGGUGGAUUGGGGCGUUUGGUGACGUUCCUCGACUUGGAUUGUCGUUUCGACGUUUCAUGCCUCGCACAAUUGCUAAAGCAUCGGAUCAUGGAAGCUAAUGGAUUGAGCAGUAAAGAGCAUCGGGAGCAACAACUUGGUGACUUAUCGAACUGCGAUGCAAAAAGGCAACCUAAUAUGUUUUAUGAUGAGGAACUAUUUGCAGUGUGCAUGAGACGGUUCUUAUAUGUUCGUUGUUACGAAAGCUUUGAAUUUCUAACCACUCUUAAGAUAUUUUUUAAGUUGGCUCUUGAGACUUUUGUUCUCUUAAAGUCCCAAACUGUCAUGGCAAUGAAGUUACUAAUAGCUAGAGCGAUAAUUGAAACUGAAGAAGUAUUACAAACUGAUAAAAACUCGAGCAUCAAGGGUCUUGAAAUGCAGAUAAAAAUCCAGUACUUGAAAUAG
Molecule: messenger RNA, 669 nt
Organism: Pistacia vera
Lineage: Eukaryota; Viridiplantae; Streptophyta; Magnoliopsida; Sapindales; Anacardiaceae
Product: DNA repair protein XRCC2 homolog
Exons: 4
Coding region: 1-669 (222 amino acids)
Biological process (GO): double-strand break repair via homologous recombination
Cellular component (GO): Rad51B-Rad51C-Rad51D-XRCC2 complex; replication fork
Source: RefSeq, a predicted model, not a curated record